This is a messenger RNA of Ascochyta rabiei, 2367 nucleotides long. RefSeq lists its product as uncharacterized. Gene Ontology annotation, biological process: DNA-templated transcription; regulation of DNA-templated transcription. The transcript is spliced from 4 exons. Gene Ontology annotation, molecular function: zinc ion binding; DNA-binding transcription factor activity, RNA polymerase II-specific; DNA binding. NCBI's taxonomy places the organism in Eukaryota, Fungi, Ascomycota, Dothideomycetes, Pleosporales, Didymellaceae. Bases 1 to 2367 code for a protein of 788 amino acids. The record is from RefSeq and is a predicted model, not a curated record.
AUGCGCACUUCGCCACCUGGAUCCUCGGGAGCCUCUCCGCCAGCCAUGAUACCACCCGCAAACCCCUUCGCACACGUACCACCAGCUAUUCGUACAACGACCCUGACUGCCCCGCCUCCCUCACAAGUCGAAGCUCGAUCGCCUGGCUACGCAUCCAACUCGUACUCUCACUCCACUGCGUCCAGCAUCGCGUCUGGCAGCCUGCCCGAGAUGCAGAGCCACGAUGCCCCGGGGUUUGGCAUCUCGUCUGCUCACAUCACCUCGGCCAACCUGAACGCUCAGAAGCGGGCGUACAGGCAACGGAGGAAAGAUCCCUCUUGUGAUGCUUGUCGAGAGCGCAAAGUCAAGUGCGACGCCACAGAAACCUCAGCAUGCUCCGAGUGCUCAAGUAGGAACCACAAAUGUCAAUUCACCAAAGAAACAAACAGACGCAUGUCAUCCAUCAAACAAGUGCAAGACCUUCAAAACCAAGUGGCCGAGCUAACGCAGGCCAACACCCAUUUGCGGACAAGAGCGGCCGGCAAGGAAGACUCGCGGUUGGAACGCACAGAAGCCAAGCGUCGGUUGUCCGAUGAACAGAUCGGGCCGCCAGCUGUUCGACAUCGAGUCGCUGCACCUGCUAUGCGCGACUUCGACCACGUGCGGAGGAACAUCCACGCUCAUUCACGAGGCAUCUUCGAAACCCCCCACGUUCGAACCAGCGCUCCCCUUGAGCAAGGGUCGGACUUGCCCGAAGUGCCAUCACGAGCGGACUUUGCGCAUCUCUCGAGGUCGUAUCUCAACCACAUACACGUGUGGUAUCCAGCUCUGCACUGGCCGACGUUUCAACGGGAAGCCGACGAGAUGUACACAGCGCGCAGCUUUCACGGAGUGCCUCGAGCCUGGGUUGGACUGUUCUUUGCAGUGCUGGCCUGUGGAAGCUUGCAGAGCUCGGCGACUUCAGGAAGCCCUUCGGUUGCCUUGGAUAGGGGGGCGCCGUUCUUCGACAUUGCAACACAAGCACUGACACCUUGGCCGCAACAUCUCACCAUCGCACAUGCUCAAGCAGCAUUGCUGCUCAGCAUCUUCGCCGCAGAGAGCAACAUGAGGCAGGCGGGGUCCAUGUGGCUGGCUAGUGCUGUCCGGGCUGCUCAGGAACUGUGCAUCAACACCGAACUGGACUCGUGGCCAGUUGUUGAAGGCGAGAUGCGUCGUAGGCUCUGGUGGGCACUCUACUCGCGAGACAGACUCACCUCGUUCGAAACGAACAAGCCGAUGCUCAUCAACGACAACGACUGCGACAUCUCUCUCCCUUCCCCUGCCGAAGACCGCUACGUCCAGCCCCAGGGCUUCUUCCGAACCCACGCAAACACGGCACCCUUCACUGGCUCUCUGGCCGUGGUUCAGAUGACGCAGAUGUACGCGCCCUUGUACCAGGCGCUGAAGUCCAGCACGCUGUCGCCGCAGACGCUUCAGAGCUUCGAACUGCAGUUUCGGUCCAGAGCACAGCAGUUGCCCGAAGCCUAUCAGAUUGGCUCUACUGCUGCUCUAGAGACGGCAGCGCUGCCGCCACUGUUUGCCCUUCUUUCUGCUCAAUACCACCUGUACCGACGCAACAUGUCGCCUGUUUGUCACGUCGGCGAGCGAAGGGACGCUCUCCGAAUGUGCGCAAGCGCCGCUCAAGACACGGCAAAGUACAUCUCAAGAGCGCUGCACAACCCGCCCAAGGCAGAGAUGGACAAGAGCUGGCCUGCGCGCGUGGCGCCCGUGGCAAGCCAAAUGACAUGCAUGCACCUCUGGCGGUGCAUACUCAUUCUGUGCCUCCGAGGCGACUACGAUGCAGCGCUCAUGUGCUCGCACAUGCUAAGCGUGACGGGGAGCAUGCGGCGAAUUGGCGUUGGUUGCGGCAAGAAUAUCGUCUUUGUGCUGGACAGACUGCUGGAUCGUGUACGCAGCGGGCACGGUUCGCCCCCGCAGCUCGAGUAUGAUGAGGAGAUGUUGGCCUACAUCAGCGGAGAUGUACAAGCCAGUCUGGAGCAUGGCUGGGCCUGGACGGGCUCAGACGUGGUCUCUCUGAAGUCUCCCCCGGCUACUUCCUACGGCGGCUCGCGAGCUUCGGGUCAGGAUCAAGCCAUGCGCGACCGACCGACGUCUGCCUCCCCCGUGAAUGAGUGGGAGGGCUGGCGCAGGGUGGACCAGCUGAUCAGAAAGUUGAUGGAUGAGCAUCGCCCAUGCACCGCGCAAGCACCAGCCUACUACCCGCCGCCACACAACCCCGUCAAACGCGUCCAGCUGGGUCCCAUCGACCAGUCGCCGCCGAAGCCAACGCCCCUGCCGAGCCCCGCGCCGUCGAACGCAAGCCGCAUCAGCAUUGCGAACAUAAUAUGA